UUACAAAAACGGCCGAUACGACCAAGUGCUUGGAUUUUCACAAAAUCGGACAACUGGCAACAGGUGCAACGUUUUCUUUUUUUUCUUUCUGUACUAAAAAUACCACAUCAGCAAUUUUACCAGGAGCCAGUAUACCUUCAUUUAUACCUUCAUUUUUCUUUCCAAUAGCCGACGCUUUAUAGAAGAUUGGUGACUGGGGAGCUGGUGGAAGAGAGAGACUGGGACACUGGUUGGGGCCAUGUUGACUCUGAGCUGCGCAGACACCUGGCCUGAGGGCUCUGUGGCACUGGAGGAGGAGGUGGUGACUGCAGCCGCUCAGGCUGAAGAGCUGGAUGGCAGCGUCACCCAGAGCAGCAAUGGCUGUAGCAGUUCAGUCUGCCUGGAUGACAGCCUGACCAGCCUCCAAUGGCUUCAAGAGUUCUCCAUCAUAAAUGCCAGUGGAAACCAACAGGUGCCCUUUUCUGGGCAGAACCAGCAUCCCCUCUGUGGGCAUCAGCGGCUGGUGGGCUCUGAGGCCCCGGCCUCCCCCAUGGCAGCUGACCCGGCAUCAAUGGGGAUGCCCCAUACCCCAGGAAAGCCCACGUCCGCCGCCUUUUGUAGGGGCCCCUCCUCAUCUGCCCUCCUAGGCCUGGUCACUUAUGGCCACUGCCCAGAAGAGGUGGACUACAAGACCAAUCCCCAUGUGAAACCACCUUACUCCUAUGCCACCCUCAUAUGCAUGGCUAUGCAAGCUAGCAAGAAGUCCAAGAUCACCCUGUCAUGCAUCUACAAGUGGAUCACUGACAAUUUCUGCUACUUCCGCCAUGCUGAUCCCACCUGGCAGAAUUCCAUCCGACACAACCUCUCCCUGAACAAGUGUUUCAUAAAGGUUCCCCGGCAGAAGGACGAGCCCGGGAAAGGAGGCUUCUGGAAGAUCGACCCGCAGUACGCCGACCGGCUGCUGAGUGGCGCUUACAAAAAGCGUCGCCUGCCCCCGGUGCAGAUCAAUCCCGCACUGCAGGCCAGGGUGAAACCAGCGGGACCCCUGCCUGCGCUCGGGAGACCAGGAGAGCUGUCUGUCAGCCCAGAGUCCCAGCAGCUUCUGCAAGAAUUCGAAGAGGCUACCGGGGUGGACCAGAACUGGGACCCCUGCGGUGCGGAGGCCAACGUGUCCGGGGCCUGGUUGUCAGGGAAGGGGUGUGGCUUCAAGAGGAAGCAGCCGGCGCUGCGCAGAACGUCGAUGGUGAAAGCCCCCCGGCGCUCCAGCUCCCCCUUGCUGUGUGUGGAUGAGCAGAAGGAGCUGGGCUCUCUGAAGGGCGACUUCGACUGGGACGCCCUGCUGGACUCGGAGCUGUGCGGCGAGCUGAGCCUGGACAGCACCUGCCAGCUCAGCCCCAUGGAGCGGGACGACGACCUGACGGUGCGCGGCCGGCACAUCGGCCGCCCGCAGCAGUGGAGCCCCCUGGAGGCCUCCGCCGACAGCACAGGCAGCUACAUUCUCUCCGAGACCCAGCAGAGCAGCUUGGACUUUGAUGAGGAGACAUUCCUGGCCACUGCCUUCUUGCAGAGCCCCUGGCCUGAGGAGGACGAGGCAGGCCAGGGUAAACGUGCCGAUUUUCUCUGCAACUCUGGAGUAAACUUCGACCAGCUGCUCAACCUCAGUGACUCAUUCAGUGGUGACCUCAGCAGUAAGAUUGAGUCCUUUCUUUGAGAAAAAAAGGUCUCCCUUCUCACUCCCCUCCAGGGAAAACUGACUUGUAAGAAAACAGAGAGGUCUAGACUGUUUCACCUCUAUGCACAUUCUCAUUCAUUCCAGGCAUCAGCCUGCCAUCCAGAUUUUAGAGAUGCUGUCUGUUCAAGUUGUCAUUUUCAGCAAACUGUCAAGUGCUGGUUCUCUUGAGAUGAACAAAUUAAGAGCGGUUCAAAAUAUCCCCAAAAAAAAGAAGUACAAACAUUGAUUGCAAUUUGCAUAUUGACCUGGAGUCUUACUAGUGUAUUUUCAAGAAAUUCAUUGUAAUACUGAAUGGAAGUUAGUGAAUACUUGGAUAAGGCAUUUCAGGAAAUGCACAGGGCCAGUCCUGCCUCAGAAUCAGGAUAAUGACGUUGCCUGGUGCUGAAGAAAUACACAGGGCUUUGUCUUUGUUUACUUGCUGUGUCUAAGGGUCCCAAAGCUAUUAAUGCAGCUAUAACCAUUUGUGAGUAUCAUGAUUGUUCAUAUUCAUGUACAUGUAAUCAUCAGACACUCAAUUACAGGUCUCAAUUACAGCAACGACAUGCAAA
Messenger RNA from Conger conger (European conger), 2259 nucleotides. It is a transcript of the gene foxj1a, whose product is annotated as forkhead box J1a. Lineage: Eukaryota; Metazoa; Chordata; Actinopteri; Anguilliformes; Congridae. The transcript has 3 exons. The record is from RefSeq and is a predicted model, not a curated record. The coding region runs from base 239 to 1690 and encodes 483 amino acids. Gene Ontology annotation, molecular function: DNA-binding transcription factor activity; sequence-specific DNA binding. Gene Ontology annotation, biological process: regulation of DNA-templated transcription.